AUGGAGACUGCAAUGCCUCAUUAUAAGGAGCUCGAGUCUGCAUAUGUCGAUGCCAUGGUGGCCCGGAUAGCAUCAGCAUCUGGAAACCAGCCGAAGUCGAAAUUCAAAGCAAAUGCCUUCCGGCAAGCUGUUGAAACUUUUUACGGGACAUCCAAAACUGAAGAAACGAACUUUAUGCCACGCAAACUCGCAUUCUGUCAUGUCUUAGGGUGGCUCUCGUCGAAGGAAGUCCGAGCAGCUCAUCUAGUCCCCAAGAGCCUUGAGGAGAGGUCGGUCGCCCACUUAUUCGGGGUUGGGGCAGUUACUAUAGAUGACCCCAGAAAUAGUCUCAUGCUUGAAAAGAACAUCGAAACAGCAAUGGACAUGGGAAACGUAGUGGUUGUAGCAACGAAAGCACCAUCAGCCGCAGACGAGAUCGUCCAAUGGAAGCUCGUUGUCACGGACCCAGCCCUCCUCAAGCACGUCGCUGCCGAUGGAGCCAAGUGGAACGUUCUACAUGGCAAGACAUUGACGUUCCUUGGACACAACAGGCCUGCUAAAAGAUACCUCUACUUCCGGUAUGUCAUGACCUACCUGAUGCUGAAAGACCAGGGCAGGUUGGACUGGGUGCAAGAGGUUGAGACUGGGGGAUGCAUAUGGGCAGCCCCUGGCAAGUAUUUACAUCGAUCAAUGCUUAUAAACCUUGCUCUUCGUGUGUCUGACCACUACCUCCCCGAGGUGUUUAACAAAUCUACGACCUUUGAGGACGAUGACGCAAGUACUGAGAUGGACGAAACUGAAGACACCUUGGCCAUCAACCUCGCAAACAGCAUGUCAAUACCAUCUCCUGAUAGCAAAAAGAGGGAUGACGCUGAAGAUGAGGAAGAUGAGGAAGACGAGGAUGAGAAAGGUGAAGACCUCGAGGAGUAG
Molecule: messenger RNA, 909 nt
Organism: Nannizzia gypsea CBS 118893
Lineage: Eukaryota; Fungi; Ascomycota; Eurotiomycetes; Onygenales; Arthrodermataceae
Exons: 3
Coding region: 1-909 (302 amino acids)
Source: RefSeq, a predicted model, not a curated record